CGAAGCCGACGGGCGUGUGCUCGAGGUCCUGGGGAGUUGGGACCGGGGGAGAGCGAGCGGACUUUGGGCGGUAAUCCGUCUCUCCGGAUCCCUACAAGGACUCAGAAGAGGGCCCCCUGUGGGAGACGACCACCCCACGUUUCGGAGCUCCCGCCUUUGAGACGGAGACCCCGCCCCGGGCUCACCAUCUGGAGAGCAAGAGGAAGGAAGAAGUAUACCGACCCAGGCGUUCACCCCACCUCCACCCCCGCCCCCGACAUCCCGGAGGGAUAAAGGAGCCGAGGCCCAGACAGGAGAGAGACCCCGCCCCCUGGAGAAGACAAGCCGCAGCCCCUGCAGGACAGGGGUCUGCGUCGCUAUGGGUUCCACUGCUGCCCCAGAGCGAGCGCUGGGCUACGUCCGGGAGUUCACGCGCCACUCCUCCGACGUGCUGGGCAAUCUCAAUGAGCUGCGCCUGCGCGGGAUCCUCACUGACGUCACGCUGCUGGUUGGCGGGCAACCCCUGAGAGCUCACAAGGCGGUUCUUAUCGCCUGCAGUGGCUUCUUCUAUUCAGUCUUCCGGGGACGUGCAGGAGUUGGGGUGGAUGUGCUCUCUCUGCCUGGGGGCCCCGAAGCCAAAGGCUUCGCUCCUCUCCUCGACUUCAUGUACACGUCAAGGCUUCGCCUCUCGCCAGCCACCGCACCAGCUGUCCUGGCAGCUGCCACCUACUUGCAGAUGGAACACGUAGUUCAGGCAUGCCACCGCUUCAUCCAGGCCAGCUACGAACCUCUAGGCAUCUCCCUUCGAUCCUUGGAAGCGGAACCGCCAGCCCCUCCACCAGCCCCUCCACCAGGAAGUCCCAGGCGCUCGGAAGGACACCCAGACCCACCUACUGAAUCUCGAAGCUGCAGUCAAGGACCCCCAAGUCCAGCCAGCCCAGGCCCCAAGGCCUGCAACUGGAAGAAGUACAAGUUUAUUGUGUUAAAUUCUCAGGCCUCCCAAGGAGGGAGCCUAGUGGGGGAGAGUUCUGGACAGCCUUGCCCCCAGACCACGCUCCCCAGUGGAGAUGAAGCUUCCAGCAGCAGCAGCAGCCUCAGCAGCAGCAGCGAAGACGGACCCAUGUCUGGUCCCCAGAGCAGACUCUCUCCUACCACUACCACUGGACAAUUUAAAUGUGGAGCUCCAGCCAGUACCUCCUACCUCCUCACACCCUGGGCUCAAGAGAGCUCUGGAUCAUCUUCUGAGCGGGUUUGUCCACCACCAGGAAGUGAGUUUUUCAGUUGCCAGGACUGUGAGGCGGUAGCUGGGUGCUCAUCGGGGCUGGACCCCUUGGUUCCCAGGGACGAGGACAAGCCCUACAAGUGCCAACUCUGCAGGUCUGCGUUCCGCUACAAGGGCAACCUGGCCAGUCACCGCACGGUGCACACAGGGGAGAAGCCCUACCACUGCUCCGUCUGCGGGGCGCGCUUCAACCGACCAGCCAACCUGAAAACGCACAGCCGCAUCCACUCCGGGGAGAAGCCUUACAAAUGCGAGACGUGCGGCUCGCGUUUUGUUCAGGUCGCGCAUUUGCGCGCGCACGUGCUCAUUCACACCGGAGAGAAGCCCUAUCCGUGCCCCACCUGCGGAACCCGCUUCCGCCACCUCCAGACCCUCAAGAGCCACGUUCGCAUCCACACCGGAGAGAAGCCUUACCACUGCGACCCCUGCGGUUUGCAUUUCCGGCACAAGAGUCAACUGCGGCUGCAUCUGCGCCAGAAACACGGAGCUGCCACCAACACCAAAGUGCACUACCACAUCGUGGGGAGACCGUAGCUGAGCUCCUACCGAGCCCCGCGGCUGCGUGGGCUGGGGAAGCUGCAGGCCUGGACUGGCUUCUCCGUCAGUCUUCGUGUAGGGAUAUGCAAGGCCACUCUGACAUCAGAAACUGCUGCCACCUUUUAAUUUUUUAU
Jaculus jaculus (lesser Egyptian jerboa) is the source of this 1932-nucleotide messenger RNA. It is a transcript of the gene Bcl6b, whose product is annotated as BCL6B transcription repressor. The transcript has 10 exons. Gene Ontology annotation, molecular function: RNA polymerase II cis-regulatory region sequence-specific DNA binding; DNA-binding transcription factor activity, RNA polymerase II-specific; protein binding. The record is from RefSeq and is a predicted model, not a curated record. Gene Ontology annotation, biological process: regulation of transcription by RNA polymerase II. Bases 359 to 1795 code for a protein of 478 amino acids. NCBI's taxonomy places the organism in Eukaryota, Metazoa, Chordata, Mammalia, Rodentia, Dipodidae.